UCUUGUCAACGCUAUUAGUUUUUAUAGGUUAGUUUUUUGACUGAUUGUUUUAUAUAUUUUUAAAAACUAAAGAUUACGUGCAUUUUUACUGCUAACAAAAUGCUGGAAGCUCAAGAUAUCCAAGCAGAACAUAAAGAUUUGAUACAUGAUGUUGCUUACGAUUAUUAUGGCCGGAGAAUGGCUACAUGUUCCAGUGAUCAGUACGUAAAGGUCUGGGACCAAACUACAGAAGGUAAAUGGAUUCAAACAUCUAGUUGGAAGGCGCACAGUGGUUCUGUAUGGAAAGUUACAUGGGCACAUCCAGAAUUUGGACAAGUUUUAGCCACUUGUUCGUUCGAUAGAACUGCGGCAGUAUGGGAAGAAAUCGUUGGUGAGCUGCCAGGCCCUGGUGAAAGAGGCACCAGGCAUUGGGUAAGGCGAACAAACUUGGUAGAUUCACGUACUUCCGUGACCGACGUUAAAUUCGGUCCAAAAUCUCAGGGACUGCAGCUAGCUACCUGUUCUGCAGAGGGCAUCAUUCGAAUUUAUGAAGCACCAGACGUGAUGAAUUUGAGUCAGUGGACUUUGCAACAUGAGGUUCAGAGCAAACUUCCCUGCAGUUGCUUGUCUUGGAAUCCCAGCCUUAACAAACUUCAUCCGCAAAUGAUAGCCGUAGGCAGCGACGAUGCCAACCCCGCCAACGGCGGAAAAGUGUUCAUUUACGAAUACAAUGAAAAUUCACGACGUUGGACGAAGCUAGAAACCAUCGGUUCUGUCGUCGAACCAGUUCACGAUAUCGCUUUCUCUCCGAAUUUGGGCCGGAGUUAUCAUAUUCUCGCCAUAGCCACCAAGGACGUCAGAAUCGUCAAUCUAACCCCAGUCGAAGACGAACAGAGCCUUCAGAGCGGUGUUACAAAGUUAGACGUGCAAACCAUGGCUCAAUUCGAGGAUCACAACAGUUUGGUAUGGAGGGUUUGCUGGAAUUUAACUGGUACGGUGCUAUGUUCGACUGGUGAUGAUGGAUGUGUUAGAAUGUUCAAAAUGAAUUACAUUAAUUCUUGGAAACCAGUGGCGGUGCUCAAGGGGGAUUCGUCUAAAGCUCAAUGUUCUUCUAAUAAUGCGGCCAACGGCAACGCUGUAACCGCGUUUUCUGGCACCGCUAGAUACAUUAAGUUGGGCUCCAUUUCGCAAACCAGAGAAACUCCUUGGCAUUGAUUUCGUAGCUUAAGUUUUAUUAAUUUAAUUUUUUACCUCUUGAUAUGUUAGAUUUAGAUUAAAAUACGAAAUAUAGUUUAUGAAUUAAGAUAAGCGAGUUACGGUAUUAUGUAUUGAUAUUUUUCUCUACCAACUAUUUUUCGUUGGAAUUUUGGUAUAUUGAAUUGUGGUUUUGUCGUAUGUGUCAUCUGUCACUUGUCAAAUCGUCAAAACUAAAAACACAUCCAGUAAUAGUUGAAUAUAGCCUCGAAUUCGUUGAUAUUUAUUUUUUUUUCUUGAAAAUUACUUGUCAAAUAACAAAUUAUAAUUAAUGUCGCUAAUAUUUUGUGAUUUUAAAUCUUAAUGCGUUUAUUUUUUGACAUUUAUAUGUUGUCGUUUUUCUUUUUUUUUUGAGCACAGUUCGGAUAAAUAGCAGGCCUUGACUGGUUUUAAUGAAAAAUUGACGAUUUAUCUGACAUAUGGUAAUUUGCAUUUAAAUAAUAUCAUCUAAAGUCACUAAUAUGAUCCAGUGAAGAGUAUUUGUCAAUUUUUUCGUUUAUUCCGAGAUAAAUAAAUGUCAAAUUAAUGAAUAAAUAUAGCAUUUUACGCUGUUUGGCAGUUUUUUAUGCAUUUGUAAAUGUC
Messenger RNA from Psylliodes chrysocephalus, 1815 nucleotides. The record is from the annotation of a GenBank genome assembly. Lineage: Eukaryota; Metazoa; Arthropoda; Insecta; Coleoptera; Chrysomelidae.